Messenger RNA from Ilex paraguariensis (yerba mate), 1335 nucleotides. The record is from the annotation of a GenBank genome assembly. Lineage: Eukaryota; Viridiplantae; Streptophyta; Magnoliopsida; Aquifoliales; Aquifoliaceae.
AUGUUGGUGAUGAAAUGUAUGUGCCGCUUCCUCUUAGAUGUUCUUCAUGAUGAAGGAAUUGGUACAGUUGGGAUGAGUGACCUGAGUGACAAUUUUGACAGUUCAAGUGCUGCAUAUGAGACACUUCUAGGUUGGGUUUUGGUGGACCCUUUUCACAGACAUGGUUUUUGCAGUCAAGCAGAUUUUUGUAAAGAGCCUGCAUUCAGUUGGCUAAGCAAGCUAUCUAUUGAAGUAAAGAUGGCAAUUAAGCAAUCAAAGCUCUUGUUCUGCAAUGGUUAUGGCUUUGAUGAACUCUCCCCUUGUUUGAUUAUUUCUGCUCUGGAUUAUGCUGUUGAAGUUGGGACAGCCAUUUUUUUUGAUCCUGGACCACGGGUAAAGACCCUAGUGAUAGGAACACUCGAAGAACAGAGAGCACUUGACAAGUUCUUGAGGAUGAGUGAUGUUCUUCUGCUAACGUCUGAGGAUGAAUCAUUGACUGGAAUAGGAAAUCCAAUACUGGCAGCCCAGGAGUUGCUCAGGAAAAGGGUCCGCACAAAAUGGGUGAUUGUUAAAAUGGGUGCAAAAGGCUCAAUUCUAAUAACCAUGUCAAAUAUAUCUUGUGCACCUGCAUUCAAGGAAACACCCACUAUGACACAGUUAUGGCAUAGUGUCCAGCCUGCAGAUCUGGACACUAUUGAUGGCUCACCUGGUCAAGAAUUUUCUCUUGAAACUGAGCAUGAAAAACUCUUACUUGGGAAACUUGCAUUGGUUGACUUACAGGGCCUUAACCAUCAAGAGAAGCUUGCUUUUUGGAUCAACACUUACAAUUCGUGCAUGAUGAAUGCCUUUCUAGAACAUGGAAUACCAGAGAACCCUGAGUUGGUGGUUGCACUGAUGCAAAAGCCUUCUUUGAGGCUUUUGGCAAUACAAUUUAUGCCCCAAGGUUGUGACUUGGUGUGGAAACAUGUUGUCCGGAAAGGGGAUGCGGUUGUUGAUGCCACUUGUGGAAAUGGGUAUGACACCUUGGCAAUGCUCAAAAUGGUUGCUGAUCAGUCAAAGAGAGGUCAUGUUUAUGGAAUGGAUGUUCAAAAAGUUGCUAUAGAAAGCACUUCAUCUUUGUUAGAUCAAUUAGUCAGUUCGGAUGAGAAAGAACUUGUUGAGCUAUACAGCAUGUGUCACAGUAAAAUGGAGGAAAUUGUUCCAAAGGGCGUCACGGUGAGCUGGAUGUGUUUUAGCAGAAUCAGUUCAGGAGGUAUAUUGAAUGGAGCAGGCAGUUUAAUGGGGUUGUAUCUGCUGUGUUUCUGCUACACUACUGUGGAGGGUUUGAGGAUAGCUGCUGGGAUGAUGCCAGUGUGA